This is a messenger RNA of Paramecium pentaurelia, 577 nucleotides long. The record is from the annotation of a GenBank genome assembly. NCBI's taxonomy places the organism in Eukaryota, Ciliophora, Oligohymenophorea, Peniculida, Parameciidae.
AUGGAAACAACCCUCAUUCCUUAAAUAUAGGGUCAGACUCAAUUAGAAUUUUGGAGUUAUUAUGUAACAUAUUCUGAAGUAACUUCAUUUCCUUGGAUUUAAUAAGAACCUGAAAAAGGUAGAUGGAAAUCAUAGCUACUCUUUUGUAUUAAAAUUUAAGAUGAUCCUAGUGUAUGGGCAUUAAUUUAUAACACUGUAAUUCAUACCGUAGAUGUUGAUUCAUUUAUGAAUUGAUUAGAAUAUGAUCCUGGAGAUUAUGAAGGAGUUUGGAAAUUACAUGUUAUUACAUUUGAUUACAAUAUCAUGUUUUAUGAAGCUUAUGGUACUUCAAUGUAUAUUAAUAUAUUUUUUUUUUAAGUGAAUAAAAAAUUAAAAAAUUUAGAUAUUAUCUUGGAGGAUCUGGAAUUGUAUAUUUUUUAUAAAUUAUUUUAGAUUAAUCAAAGAUAUGAAUUAGAAAUAUAAAGAGGAAGGCUUUCCAAACUUUUCAUUAAUUCCUAUAAAAGAUAUAUUUAAUAAAUAUAUUACGAAAGAAUCAAUUAGUUAAGAGAAAAGGAAUAUGAAGAAACAAUAAGUUUGA